GUCCAUAAAUAAAAAGCUUCUUUCUUCUUCCCUUCAUGGGCAUGAAGGCCUAGCGUAGAGAUGAGCCCGCAACAAGGAUCAGAAGCCGAGACCCUAGUGGAAGUGGCGUUAAGGGUACUUAACACGCCGGACCCUUUUGAGAAGGCCAGGCUAAGUGACUCCGUAGCUUGCCAAUGGCUGCAAGGGACCAUUUCCCAGCCCUAUCUCCCUUCCCUGGACCUCCCCGUGCCUGAUCGGCCGGCCCGUCUCACCAACGUUAAGUUGAUGGCACCAGGUUUAAUGCCAAAGCUACGAAAAGCUGGUAGCUUGCAGAGCAGGCAGGCCAUUGUGCAUAGCCUUGUUCACACUGAGAGUUGGGCUAUUGACUUGUCUUGGGAUAUAAUUGCUCGUUUUGGUAAGCAAGAGGCAAUGCCUAGAGACUUCUUUACAGAUUUUGUGAAGGUUGCUCAAGAUGAGGCCAGACACUUCACUCUGCUUGCAAAACGGCUUGAGGAGCUAGGUUCUUUUUAUGGAGCAUUACCAGCUCAUGAUGGCCUAUGGGAUUCGGCCAUUGCUACGUCUAAGGACCUAUUGGCACGUUUAGCAAUUGAGCAUUGUGUCCAUGAGGCCAGGGGACUUGAUGUGCUGCCCACAACUAUCUCUCGGUUCCGCAAUGGAGGUGACAAUGAAACAGCUGAUUUAUUGGACAGAGUGGUGUAUCCAGAAGAGAUUACCCACUGUGCUGCUGGAAUCAGGUGGUUUAAGUAUCUAUGCUUGAAGUCUAAACAUUGCAGUUUCGAGCAAAGCUUGAGUUCUCAAGAAAGUGGAGAGGCAGAAAGUGAAAUUACUGAGGAGAAUGAAGAGAUUGUUCAGAAGUUUCAUGCUAUAGUGAGAACACACUUCAGAGGACCAUUAAAACCACCUUUUAAUGAGGAAGCAAGGAAAGCUGCUGGGUUUGGCCCUCAAUGGUAUGAACCACUUGCUGUCAAAGAGGUCAAUCCAGUAUGCCAACAGAAACUCAAUUUAGGAAGCAGUAUUAUAUAAGCGUGAGGAUAACCAAUUUUUUUCCCCAUAGGUAUAUUAUUACUUAUGGAAAAACAUGCUAUUUUCGAAUUAUGCCCUAUGUGAGGUUUAAAAGCACAUUGAGAUGGAAAAUUGAAUUGGCAAUUGCUGCAAUUAUGCUAACUUAAUGCAUUUGUUUUCAAAAA
Molecule: messenger RNA, 1187 nt
Organism: Hevea brasiliensis (rubber tree)
Lineage: Eukaryota; Viridiplantae; Streptophyta; Magnoliopsida; Malpighiales; Euphorbiaceae
Exons: 4
Coding region: 61-1023 (320 amino acids)
Source: RefSeq, a predicted model, not a curated record